CAUUUUUGGUACCAACUUAACUUCCCCUGUUCCAGCAGAACAUAGAGAGAGAGAGAGAGAGAGAGAGAGAGAGAGAGAGAGAGAGAGUUUUAAGGAUGUCUGAUUGGGGCCCGGUGUUCGUGGCAGUGGUUCUGUUUGUGCUGUUGUCUCCAGGUCUGCUUUUCCAGUUGCCUGGGCGCCAUGGCUGCGUGGAGUUUGGGGGCUUUCAAACAAGUGGUGCAGCCAUCAUGGUUCACUCCCUCCUCUACUUUGCUCUCAUUUGCGUCUUCUUGUUGGCCAUCAAGGUCCAUUUUUACCUUGGUUAACUCUUUACCAGCUCCUCUGUUUUUGUGGUGAAAAUGGGACACCAAGGAAACAAGAAGAAAAUGUGACCAACUUUGUUUUGACCAGAACAGAGUCCGAG
Messenger RNA from Prunus dulcis (almond), 403 nucleotides. RefSeq lists its product as uncharacterized. Bases 96 to 305 code for a protein of 69 amino acids. NCBI's taxonomy places the organism in Eukaryota, Viridiplantae, Streptophyta, Magnoliopsida, Rosales, Rosaceae. The record is from RefSeq and is a predicted model, not a curated record. The transcript has a single exon.